AGGGCGCCCGCGCGCAUUCACCUUUAGCUUUAGCACACAGCUCCAGGUUAGAGUUGUGUGUGUGUUGUGUUGUGUGUUUUGUGUGUUGUGUGUGUAGUGUCGACAGAGGGCGCCCGCGCGCAUUCAUCUUUAGCUUUAGCACACAGCUGCAGGGUUUCAUGGCACUGUGAUGUCACAGUCGGCAUGAUGGUUUAAGGAGCGGUGGUGUCGAGGUGGCCGCGCGUGUGAUGUUGCGCUGGACGGUUCACCUGGAGGGCGGCCCGCGGAGGGUAAAUCACGCGGCGGUGGCAGUUGGACACAAGAUCUACUCAUUUGGCGGAUACUGCUCCGGCGAGGACUACGAGACGCUGCGACAGAUCGACGUUCAUGUCUUCAACACAGUGUCUCUCCGCUGGACGAAACUGCCGCCCGUGAGGACUGGAGGAAGGGAGCACGCUCGUGAAGUGCCCUACAUGCGCUACGGACACACUGCUGUCCUGGUGGAUGACAUCAUCUACAUCUGGGGGGGUCGCAAUGACACGGAGGGAGCGUGUAAUGUUCUUUACGCUUUUGAUGUCAACAGUCACAGGUGGUUCACACCGAAGAUUUGUGGAACAGUUCCUGGAGCGAGAGACGGACACUCAGCCUGCGUUCUGGGGAAAUACAUGUACAUCUUUGGUGGAUACGAACAGCUGGCCGACUGUUUCUCCAAUGACAUUCACAAGCUGGACACCACGAGUAUGUGCUGGUCACUAGUGAACACCCAGGGCACACCGGCUCGCUGGAGAGACUUUCACUCUGCCACCAUCAUCGGCACAAAGAUGUUUGUGUUUGGAGGCCGAGCAGAUCGAUUCGGUCCGUUCCACUCCAACAACGAGAUAUAUUGCAAUAAAAUCAAAAUAUUCGACACUGAGACUAACUGCUGGCUCAACACAGCGUCUGCACAGCUGCUGCCGGAGGGAAGGAGAAGCCACUCGGCCUUUGCUUUCAAUGGAGAGUUGUACAUAUUUGGUGGUUAUAACGCUCGUCUGGACCGACACUUCAAUGACCUCUGGAAGUUUAAUCCAGAGGCGUUCUCCUGGAAGAAGGUUGAACCGAAGGGAAAAGGUCCGUGUCCCAGGAGAAGACAGUGCUGCUGUAUGGUCGGCGAUCGCAUCAUUCUGUUCGGAGGAACCAGUCCAUGUCCGGAGCAGGGAAUGGGCGAUGAGUUCAACCUCAUGGAUCAUUCAGACCUCUACAUACUGGACUUCAGUCCUAAUUUGAAGACUUUAUGCAAACUAGCAGUUAUUCAGUACAGUCUGGAACAAUCUGGACUUCCACACGACAUCAGGUGGGAGCUCACGGCGAUGACCACCAACAGCACCAUCAGUCGACCCAUCUUCUCCUCUCACGGCUGACUGCACAACUUCACCUCUGGAAGAACGUCCUGCUCCAGAUGAUUUGAUUUUCUGCACAUUCUGGAACUUUUUUUGUCAGUGAAGGCGUUUUCUCUGCGGAUGCUUUUGGUGAUGUGGGUUUUUGUGCAGAUGAACGCUGCUUUCCCAUGUUUAUUUUGCCUUGUUGAAGAUAAACUGUUUCCUUCUGAAGACAAAAGACACUUUUAAAUCAGUCCGAUUAUUCAUCAGUAUUAUGAUAUUAUGAGAUCCUGGCGUAAAAUAAAGUUGAACUCGUUUAAUCUCGUUCGUUUCUCUGCUUGUGUUCAGAUUCAGUCUGGUUUAUAUUGAAGAGUUUCAGAAGUGUUCCACUCGACGGCAGAGACGAUCUUAAAAAACAUUUCUGUCAAAAAUCAGAAGAGGCAGAACGUUUCAUUUGUGGAGUUCAUCACUGAUUAUUCUUCUUUUAAAUGGAUUUGUAUUUUUGGACAGUAAACAUUACUGACUCAAUCAAUCGAGACGUAUAUUCUGUGCAUGCCAGCGUACUUCAGCACUCUUCACGAGAACAUCUUAUAUCACAUUCAACAGACCUACUGCUGUAAAUACAGUCAAUAAUCUCUGUAUCUCAGUGUGUGAAAUUUCAGAGGAAAAAGGACGUUUUGUAAAACGUUGUCUGUCUGUGGUGCUUUUACAGCAGAUAUAUUAAGGCGUGUUUCCUCAUUGAUCUGUUCAAACCGACGGAUGUUUCAUCACUGAUGAGACACUAAUCUGAUAUUCUCACUGUUAUAAAGGCUUCACAUCAAACCACACACAUUCUAAAUAAUCUGAUUAUAUGCUGAGCAAAUCAACUCAAAUAAACCAGAUGAAAUAUUGUUUGA
Myxocyprinus asiaticus (Chinese sucker) is the source of this 2230-nucleotide messenger RNA. It is a transcript of the gene klhdc3, whose product is annotated as kelch domain containing 3. The coding region runs from base 228 to 1376 and encodes 382 amino acids. Gene Ontology annotation, molecular function: chromatin binding; protein binding. The transcript is spliced from 11 exons. The record is from RefSeq and is a predicted model, not a curated record. NCBI's taxonomy places the organism in Eukaryota, Metazoa, Chordata, Actinopteri, Cypriniformes, Catostomidae. Gene Ontology annotation, cellular component: cytoplasm.